UUCUAUUUCAUUUCCUCCAGAUACUUGGUUCUCCCUGCAAUGUCACUUGAUGGGAUCCUUCACCUUGACAUUCAGGAUUGUGCCUAUACUGGUGCUAUGUUCAACCAAUUUAUUGAUCUUUUACUCAACAACAUGAAUCCUUAUCCACAGAAGAACUCAGUCAUUGUCAUGGAUAAUGCU
Messenger RNA from Pisolithus orientalis, 180 nucleotides. RefSeq lists its product as uncharacterized. The transcript has a single exon. The record is from RefSeq and is a predicted model, not a curated record. The annotation marks the transcript as partial. Lineage: Eukaryota; Fungi; Basidiomycota; Agaricomycetes; Boletales; Pisolithaceae.